This is a messenger RNA of Suillus clintonianus, 2340 nucleotides long. RefSeq lists its product as uncharacterized. Lineage: Eukaryota; Fungi; Basidiomycota; Agaricomycetes; Boletales; Suillaceae. The transcript has 5 exons. The record is from RefSeq and is a predicted model, not a curated record. The coding region runs from base 1 to 2340 and encodes 779 amino acids.
AUGGACGAGGAGGUCUCACAGUUCCUCGUUCAAGACCUUUGCUGGGAGGACAAUCUUCUCGUCAGGCAGGCGGACAGCUUCAUCCCGUCCUCGGAUCGUCAGGAUAUGAUCGAUUGGUGGGCUAAGGGAGGUGAUAUACUCAGGCCUCAGGGUCCCGGCCAGUAUGAAUGGACAGCUAAGUCAAAGGCUCCCGAGCCUUUGAAACGUACAACUUGGGCUGAGUUACCCGGGAUAAAGGCCAAUAAGACUUAUGAAGCUCGUGUCGCCGAAUUCUUCAAUGAAAUCACAGAUUUGACCAUUGGCUUCAAAGACGACAGAGCAUUCGCCGAAGACAACAAACUCCGCCGCAGAUGGAAGGCGUUCAAUAGGGAACAAGUCGAAAAGAUGCGCAAUCCUGAUAUCCUCCUGAUUGAGCCCGGAACUGGCCCUACCAAAUGGGCCGAUGUCUUUUCCGCUAUUGAGGUGAAGUGGAGUGACCACCUCUUUCAGAAGGCCAUUGGGCAGUUGGGCGAUAUUGCGGCUUUGGUUUUUCACCACCAAACAGAUCGCCAAUGGUUCCCUUGUCUCAGCUUGUGCGGACCAUUCCUUCGUAUGUCUGUCUUCACCCGUGGUGGAAGCCUUCAUACGGUUCCGCUCGAUCUACAUAAAGAUGUCGCCAACUUCACCAGGGUUUUGAAUUACUUUACGCUGGCAGAACCCGGAUGGCUUGGCUAUGAUUGCCGCAUCUUCACGAUCCAGGGUCAAUGUUGGGAUCCAGACGCAAAGCCUGUGAAAAAGUACGAAUCCAUUGGCAAACUUUUCAUGUCAACAGGCCUCUAUGGCAAAGGUACACGUGUCUUUGCUACCAAAGAGAUGUACACCAUGACCCCUAAGCAUGCGGUGAUUAAGGACUGUUGGGAUCCCUCUGAGACUGUCAGCGAUGAGCUCGUGCAUAAGAAACUGGAAGAUCCCAACCGCGACCGAGGCAUGAUAGUCGGAGGGCAUGGUCUGGUUGACGAUCACCCUGAACGGGAGUUUGCUACACGAUACGACAAUUGCCAUUCCUACACUGAUCCUUGGGACGAUGUUACGUUCCUGCGAGGAAUAACCAUUAUGGAGAAAUCUAUGAGGCCACGAGACGUCCUAUGCAAGGACACCACGUCAGCGCCUCCUGAAUCCAUCCAAUCCAUUUCCGCAGCCAUGGGACAUUCCUGGGACAAGCCAGACGUGCCAAUGCUUGAUGACAGACACCGGCACCGCACAUUGUUUAAAACUUGUGGGGUGGAUAUUCUGUGGUUUGGAACUGCACGCGAAUUGUUCUAUGCGCUGGCCGGUGCGGUGGUCGGUCAUCAAAAUGCAUAUCAAAAACGCGAUAUUUUGCAUGGGGAUAUCAGUGAUGGCAACACGUUGAUGCUUGUUAAACAUAUCAGCGAGGAAUCUGCUGUUCCUUCACCUCCUGACAAUCCAUCUGUGGAUUGGACCCCUCUGAGGCACGGAAUGAUGUCUGAUUGGGGAUCUGCAGCAGACUGCGGAGAUGAGGAAGACAAGGAACGCUUGCGACGUACUGGAACGCUUCCUUUCAAGUCGAAUCAGUCGCUAAAGGGGGAGCCAGUGGAAUAUCAUCAUGACCUGCAAUCCUACUUUUGGUUGGCCUACCUCAUUACUUGCAACUGUGCCGGUCCCUUCAACAUGCGUCGAGACUGGGACGAGGAGAUGACGAGAUCUGGGUCAAGGGGACUUAUUACGUCCUCUCUCAUCACCAACCUCGCCGAGAUCAAAACACAAGGCGGAGACUGGAAGAAGGUCGCUACUGAUCACGCUCUCCAUUCUAAAAGCCCCUCUGCCGGUCCCGAGGCCUCUGCUGCUAUCCCUGUCAACUAUACACUAUCUUGGGUCCGUCCUGGAGUGCAUGCACUCGCUCCAGAGGAUAUCGUGAACCAGAGAGAACGCACGACAGACUUUGACUUCAUAAACCUCAUGACACCAUACUUCGCACGCCAUCAGGUCAUACGAGAUGAAAUGCUACAUUUGCAUACUCUCUUUUUCGGUCCCAUGAAGCAGUUUUCAGAUGGCUAUCACCGCCGUUGUCCUCCGAAUCCUGCUCAGCCAGUAACACACUAUCAAAUACUUUCAAUCUUUCGCCGCAUCCGUGACGAAAUAAGUCCUACAAAGGACACCUACCCUGAUGAGAAAUUUCGUCUUAACGCCCGUGAUCGGUAUCGCCACUCUCUUAAAUCGGGAAAUCGUAUGCCAUUAUUGGCGGAAGAAGAAGAGAAAAUGCCCAAAGUCGAAAGCAAUAAGAGAACCUCGGAAUCGGGUGACUUAUUGGCUGGUCCCUCCAAGCGCAAGAGGAGUGAAUGA